UGUCUUUGAUCAACAAGAUUUCUAAUAUCUCAGUCUCUGUCUCAGUUUCAGCUCAAGCUCAGUUUUGUUGUCAUAAAUAAAUUGAGAUUGAAAUAUUUUGGUUUCGAUUGCAAUUCAUGCGAAAGAAAUUAUUUAAAAUUCAAGCCAGCAGAAAAAAAGAAAGAGGGAGGAAGUUUUACUGACUCAUUUAGCCAGUUUGUUAAAUUGACUUUGUGCUCGCAGCAGUCAAUCGGAGUCUCGUGUUGUGUGUCUUUUCUUUGGCCUAUGCAUUUUAAACUAUUAAAAAUGUUUUAUUUUUGUAUAAACAUUGUUUAUCUGGCCUUCAUAUAAAUAUUAAAUUAAAUUAACAUUAAACUGUCCAUUGUUCUUCAAGGUGUUUAUAUAAUAACUUCCACCUACAAGAAACGGAUCGAAGAGAAUCUCUACUUAGCUACAGAUGUGAUACGUGUCAACUCAGUUUGCAAUAUGGAUUUAAUUUGCAGAUUUCUUGAAAUAUACCUUGUUCUAAAUGUUGUGAUGAUAUUGAAUAAUUUCUCAACAGAUGCCGCUACAGAAGAAAAGAUUAACCACCAGGGAAACUAUCUGGGAAAAUUUAACUCGUAUCAUCACCAAGUUUCCGGAGAGGUGUAUGCUGUAAAUGAAUUCACAUUUCUCUUGACUGAUUUCACUUAUGAUGGCAACGGUGCAGACACCUUUUUCUGGGCAGGUGCCUCCAAUAACCCAGGCCCUCAAGGCUUCAUAGUUCCCGAUGAGUAUGGAAAAACAAAUAUUCUUGAUCGAUACCACAAUAAGGAAUUCACUCUUAUACUGCCAGAUAAAAAGAAAAUCACAGAAAUAAAAUGGUUGGCCAUUUAUGACUUGAACAAUCAAAACAACUUUGGAGACGUUUAUAUUCCUGAGAAUUUUGCACCUCCUCGACCACAGAAGUCUGGUGCUCUUUCACGUCGCAGCCACAAUGUCAGCAGUGAUCCAAUAGAGAUUUUAAAUUCAAAAACUAUAAGAAUACCUAAUUUUACAUAUGAUGGCAAAGGCAAGAGGACGCAUUUUUGGACAGGAGUCGGAGCACAACCCUCAAGUCGAGGUCAUAAAAUUCCAGACGAAAUGGGAUAUCUAGAUCCAAUAAGAAAGUACAACGCAGAAACAAUAACUCUUGAGCUUCCUGGUGAGAUUACGGUUUUUGAAAUAGACUGGAUAAGUAUUUAUGAUCUUGAGGACAACGAAAAUUUCGGCUCUGUGUUAAUCGAUGACGAAUUGAAUGUGCCACCUUCGCUAGUGAAAGUUAUUUCUUAUGCGGAUACAUUGCCAAAUUGCAGGCAGCUCCACAAGGAUUUACAAAUUGCUUGGGAGGUCUUUGGGCCGCAAAUAACAUUUAAGCUAUCCGGGAUGGUUGGCCCUAAUGACUACAUGGCGUUCGGACAAUCUGGUUCCGACUCUUCUAGUCAGAUGAUUGGCGCAGAUGUGUGUAUAGCUUUUAUUGAUGAAAUUCGAGGACACUCUGUAGAUUAUAAUAUAACAUCUUUAGCACCAUGUGUUCAAGUAUUGGGUCAAAAUAAAGGAGUGUGUCGAGAUGAUGUCGUUGGGGGUUUGGAUAGUUUCCAACUCAAUACCUACUCGAGAGAGGAUGGAGUUAAUGUAGUUACUUACAGGAGGACAUUAAUAUCAUCUGACCCUGGUGACAAAGAAAUUUAUUUGAACCGCGACAACUACGUUGUUUGGGCAAUGGGUCACUUGGACUCCAAUUAUGAACCAGCAUUCCAUAGUGUUUAUCCAAAGGGUGAUGUUAUUAUAAAUUUUAACACAACUGAACCAGUAAACGAUUGCUUCAGCUUCACGAGGAAGGAAAACAAAAACAUCGAACUAUGGGAUCAAGUAAAAAUUCUCGAUAGAAAUGUAAGAACCUUUAACGCUGUGUUAGGCCCAGCAGCUGGACAAAAGGGAUACGAAGGACUCACUGGACACGUCUCAAAUGGUUUGGCUUGGUAUAUAAACGGUUUUAUGAUCCCUGAACUGUAUUUAAGACGAGGACUUUCGUAUACGUUUAAAGUGAGAGGUGGUAAUAAUCCCCAUUCCCAUGAAUACUAUCACCCGCUGGUUAUAACCGAUGAACCAAGAGGUGGCUUUGAUAGGUUGUCAGAAUCUAGACAAAGUGAAAUACGAGUUUUAGCAGGAGUUGAGUUUACAAGACGGGGUCGUCCAAAGCCCACGGCAGCUGGGCCGCUCUGCAUUGGCAAAUAUCCGCCCAACUAUGAUCGAAGACUUGAUGAUAAUUUCCUGACUUUCAAGAAGUUUAAUAGAUCUCUUAUUUAUGAAUGCGCUGAGGGAGAGCCGGGAAUUUUAGAAAUUACACCCAACAUAACGUGGCCAGAUGUCGUUUAUUACAAUAGUUUCACUCAAGCCAACAUGGGUUGGAAGAUUCAUAUUGUUGAUAACUAUGUUAGAAGUAGUGGCGGAUCAAAUUAUAUUUGUAUGCAAUUAUUGUUAAUUGUACAAAUUGUGAGAUUUUAUUGUGAUUAUGUUUUUUAUUGAAAAAUGAUUUCUAGUAUCAUUUAGGAACUUAAUUUAAAAUCGAAUACUAAAAUGCAUUAUCGAAAAAUUUUGAAAUAUUUGCAUGUGACUUAAUAAUAUUAGGACGGAAUUAUUUUUAAACAAAUGUUUGUAUUUUAAUAACAAAAUUUUAAUAAAUUUUUAAAGAUUUUUUUU
This is a messenger RNA of Eupeodes corollae, 2700 nucleotides long. It is a transcript of the gene knk, whose product is annotated as protein Skeletor, isoforms B/C. The record is from RefSeq and is a predicted model, not a curated record. Lineage: Eukaryota; Metazoa; Arthropoda; Insecta; Diptera; Syrphidae. The coding region runs from base 466 to 2526 and encodes 686 amino acids. The transcript has a single exon.